AUGGACGAUUCCCAAAAGGCCCAGUUGCCGGACCCUGUCCUCAUCGAAGAUGUUCAGGACCCUCCUUCGGGAAAGCUUACCGUGGUGCAGGCAUACGACAGCUAUACUCCUGAGUUCGCAGCACAAACCGAACGAAAACUCAUCCGCAAGGUCGACCUGCGCCUUUUGCCUCUAGUCAUCGUCAUGUAUGUAUCCAACUACCUGGACAGAAACUCCAUAACGCAAGCACGACUUUAUGGCCUUCAGCAAGAUUUGAAUGUCAAAGGAGCAACAUACAACACCGCCAUUUCAAUCUUCUCCGCUGGUUACAUCGUCAUGCAACUACCUUCAACUCUGAUGAUGACCAAGGUUCGACCUUCGAUCUUUUUGCCAACAUGUAUAAUUGCCUGGGCAAUACUAUCUGGGCUCACAUCAGCGACGCAAAAUGCCUCCGGAUUGCUAGCCCUUAGGUUUUGUUUGGGCUUGGUAGAGGCACCUUUCUUCCCCUGCGCCAUCUAUCUUCUUUCUUGCUGGUACACCAAGCGAGAAUUGGGAUUCCGAAUGUCGCUGCUAGUAAGUGGUCUGUUGUUAUCAAAUUCUUUCGCGGGUUUGAUCUCGGCGGGCAUUCUGAGUGGCAUGGACGGGGUUGGCCACAUUGCCACCUGGAGAUGGCUUUUCAUCCUAGAAGGAAGUGCUACAGUCAUACUCGGGCUCAUAGGUUAUCUGGUCCUCCCUGACUAUCCGGCAACGACAAAGUGGCUGAGCGAGGAAGAGAAAAUCGUGGCCCAAGCACGACUGACCAAAUCCAUCGGUUCAGACGAUUUCCUCACCGAGGAAACUGCAUCGGUACGACGAGGCGUCGUCUGGGCGGCCAAAGACUAUCGAGUCUGGCUCUUUUCUUGUCUCCAGAUGGCUACUACCGCGGACAUAUCCUACUCGCAUUUCUUUCCCACCUUGAUCAAAGACCUUGGAUUCAAGAGCAACACCGAAACCCUCCUACUAACCUCACCACCAUACUUAUUCGCCUUCUUCUUCGUGGUGGCUAUAUGUUAUUUCGCAGACCGCAAGCAGAGAAGAUCUGUUUUCGCCAUCGUAUCAAUCUGCAUCGCCAUUUGCUCCUGUAUUGUCCUCAUCGCCACCAAUGAGCAGAAUCAAUGGAUUCGAUACGCCAUCUCCUUCCCCCUUACGGCUGGCACAUUUAGUGUCUAUGCUACCACGUAUACCUGGCUUUCCUCGACUAUCCCACAGCCAGCCAUUAAGCGAGCAGCGGCAAUCGGGAUAGCAAAUUCGUGGGCAAAUUUGGCAUCUCUUUACGCCAACUACUUCUGGCUGGAUGGAUUUGCGCCGACAUACCGCAUAUCCUGGGUGAUUGUGCUGGCUUUCCAGGUCUUGGGACUUGCUAGCAUGGUGGCUCUCCGUUUAUCGCUAAAGAGGUCAAAUCGCAAGUUCGAGAAGCUCUCUCAGGAAGUGUCACCGAGUGAUACCAGCGCAUUGGCGCGACUUGACAUCGACGAGCGGCGAGCGGUUGUGGGCAACUUCCGCUACGUUGCCUAG
Molecule: messenger RNA, 1533 nt
Organism: Exophiala spinifera
Lineage: Eukaryota; Fungi; Ascomycota; Eurotiomycetes; Chaetothyriales; Herpotrichiellaceae
Exons: 2
Coding region: 1-1533 (510 amino acids)
Biological process (GO): transmembrane transport
Cellular component (GO): membrane
Molecular function (GO): transmembrane transporter activity
Source: RefSeq, a predicted model, not a curated record